UAGUGGCUAUUCUCCGAAGUCACAUAGGUCGGCCAUUUUGUUAAAUUUAUUUCUAAACGUAUCCCCUCCAAAUUGAAAACAACCGAAGGUUGACGCUGUUCUCAAUUCUGAUAAAGUAUUUUUGGUUAGGUUAAUAGCUGUAUAGAAGAUAUUUAACAUGAUUUCAGUGAUCAUAUAAUUUUAUAUUUAAUAAAAUGGAUGUUGCUGGAGAUCUAACAUUACAAUGGGUGGAGGAGGUGGGAAAUGUGAUUCACGAAGAAGUGAUAUGUGGGCUGGAGGCACAGUUAGUUGGAGCAGAAGAAGAAGUAAUCGGAGCAUGCGAGGAAGUUGCAGUUGAGGAAACAGUAGAAUCUGUUCCUAAUGUUACUCCUACAACCGAGUCAGAGAUAUUAAUGGUACCCCAGCCCAGCGACAUGGAAUCUAUUUACAUAGUGCCACAAGAUCAAGGCCAUGACUACCUAAAUAUACAGGUUACAGAGGAAGUUAUUGCAGAUAACUGGGACAGAUCUGGUCCAGAAGAUGGGGUUGAGAUAUCAGAAUCAAAAGUAUCUCAUGAAAACUUGUUGGAAUAUGAUGACAUGGAAAUACCAUUACCAAUUGAUCAAGAUUCUUACACAAAUAGCAGACCUUAUCCGUGUGACUUCUGUAGUAGGAGGUUCAGAAAAAAGGCAAAUUUAAUGAAUCAUAUGGUAGCACAUCAGACAGACCGCCCUCAUGGUUGUAACUUAUGUGGGGCACGUUAUGCAAGGAAAUGUGAUCUUAUGAACCAUUUGAAGAUUCAUGCUUAUGCACCAUCUAGAGAUGGUUUGGAGGAUGAUUUAAAUGAUGAUGAUUCAUUGGUACCAGAAGAAGAGGAGUCUACUAAAGGUAGACGUAAAAAGGUACAGUCAAGUGUACCAAGAAAACGCAAAAAUCAUUCUGCUCUUUCAAAACGCAGCAUUGAAGAUAGUAAAAUGGAAAUGGGCAAGUAUGUCAAUAAAUCUUACGAUUACGUUGACGAGGAUAUGCGUCUUUUGGAAGAAAUGACUAGUAGAAAUUCUGCACGUAGUAGUAAUUAUGCAUCAAGCUCAAGAUGGAAUGAUCAGAUGUCACCAGAGAUGUCCACUGAACCUCAAGCACCACGAUGGCCUAUAACUGAUCCAACAAAACCAUAUGUAUGUCAGUAUUGUGGUGUUGGUUUUGCAAGAGAAAAAGCACUUGCAUCCCAUGCGCGUAUCCACGGUGGUGACAGCCCAUUUGAAUGUACCACAUGUGGUGAUAUGUUUUGGGAUGUUAACAGUUUAAGAGAACACGUCCGUGUCAAACAUGGUGGUGCACCACAGUCUGACAUAGAAGAAUACGAUAAUGAUGCUACAUACACAGGCGACGAAAGAUUUGGCGAAUUUUAUUGCAAUAGUUGUGGUGUUCCGUUCCACCGUUUGGAUUUACUUAAACGUCAUCAAAAGAUUCAUGUGAAACAAGAAGCCGAUAUGAUGGAAGGUCCAAGUCAACAUCAUGUUUGCAAUGUUUGUGGUGAAUGGUUUGAAGAGGCUUUGGCAUUGUUAGCACAUGCCGAACUCCAUGCUAGAUCACCCAGUCGUCGAUGUUUAUUAUGCGGUGAAAGAUGUCGUGACGACGCUGAAGUUGCUGAACACGUACGGCAAAAUCAUGCCGAAGAUGCUCCACCAAAUACAUGUACACUUUGCGGGAAAACUUGUAAAGAUAAGCGCAGUUUAUUGAAGCACUCGUGGGUGCAUAAUGUCGAUAAAACUUUCGGAUGUACAAAGUGUGGUAAACGUUUUCAUAGCAAAGCCAGAUUACGGAGACACAUGGUAUCGCAUCGCAAUAAGAUGGUAGCCUGUGACGAGUGCGGAGAAGAAUUUCCCGAUGGUAGAGCUCUCGUUAGCCAUCGUCAUUCACACAAUAAGGAGUUAGGCGGUCGUUCUUUUCCAUGUCGAGAAUGCGGGAAAACAUUCGGAAGUCGUAGUUCGCAGCAGAUUCAUAUCCGAAUUCACACCGGAGAAAGACCGUACGGUUGUAGAUUUUGUUGGAAGGCAUUUGCCGAUGGUGGAACAUUAAGAAAGCACGAGCGCAUUCAUACAGGCGAAAAACCGUAUGGAUGCGCGAUUUGUCCAAGAGCUUUUAAUCAAAGAGUUGUUCUCAGAGAACACGUACGAGCUCAUCAUUCAGGUCCUGAUCCAAAAUGCGUGGGUAGCAUUACACCGUACUUAUGUAAAGUGUGCGGUGAUGCAUACGGGACAUCAGAAGAAAUAGUUGCUCACAUUGUGCAGCAUUGUGAUGAUAAUACUGCGCUAAGACGCCAACCGCAAACUGGACCACGUAAAUAUAAGAGAAGACGUAAACUGAAACCUCAUGAAACUAAUACAGUGUUGCGUAUGAGCGAACAAUAUGACAUGAUGGAAGCAGGCUCUGAUUCAGAUGAUAAUACGAAAAGAAAACUUGGAAGGAAAAAUAAACAACAUCGAUCGAACAUUGAAGAGGGUUAUCAAAAUGUCCUGAAAAGUUUUGAAAGCUCUUUACAGAACAUCAAUUCGAUUGUUAGCAAUUCUAAAUUAAAUCCAGGAAAAUCCAAGCUCUCUAAGAAGAAGCUUAAAAAAGAAGAGAAAAAGAAUGAAGCGCAAGCUUCGUGUCAUCCUGGUAGACCAAAAAUGAUUCACACCCAAAAAACAAGAGUGCCUGUAGAGAUCGGUAGUGAUGGGGUUAAAAAGGGACAAAAAACUAAAACUAUGGUAACAAGGACGCCUAAAAUGAUGCCACAGGAACAUAAAUUAGGAAUCUUCCCAGGUGGUGAAAGAAAUAGGCCGAGAACAAAGAAUGUUAGUUAUCAUAUCGAAGGGAAAUUUCAACCAUCAGCUGCAACAUUCCCAAAACCAAAGGAUGAAAUUCCAAGAACUCCGACACCAACGCAUCAGACGUUACCAAUAACACACAUAAAGUUGGAACCUAAUUUACAGAAAACACCGAAUAACAAUCAUAGAAAUAAUAAUGGUAAUAUUCUUGCUAUGAACAAUGAAAAAAUGGAAUCACCAGUUAGAAAAAGAUCAGGUGUAUUAAAGAGAAUUAAGAAACAAAAGGAUGGAAUUAAACAAGAACCAAUGGAUAUUGACCAAGAUGAAAUGCAAAAUAAUAAUAACACUGAAAAUACAAGCUCUGAAAGAUUAAUGGAACAUACAGUGGAUGGAAGCAAUUUACAAGUUGCAUUUGAAGCAAGCGUUACAGCCGAGGAAGAAAAUAUACUUCCUGAUGUUGGAGAUGUACACGAUACCGAGGAUGUUGGACAUGGAAAUGUCAAACUUAGUGUAAAAGUUGAAUCAACACCGCAGCGAAUGUUGGCUGUUCAUAGUGUUAUAGCACCCGUGGAUGAUAUUCCAGAAACUAUAAUACCAGAUGCUGUUGAGUAUACAUGUGAAAUGUGUUCUGCGGUAUUUUCCAGCAGAGCAGAAUUGUUGGUUCAUGUUCCAAUACACAUUUGAUUUAAUUUGUUCAAUGAAGUUAAAGAAGGGAUAAAGUAGAUAAAAAAGGAAGCUGUACAUAUUAUUAUCUCGGAUAUGGUACGGUGGUUUAUUGUUAACUGUAGACAUAUUUUUUUUAACAAAUUGCCAAUAAUGAUAAAAAUACAAUUAUGUCCGCACAAAGUCACGGAUAAUACAAAGUACAUAUAAUAAUAACAUAUGUACAAUUUGUAAAUAUGUAUUUCACUUAUAUAUUUUAAAAUUUUGUGUCAUUUUUAUCGUAUAAUAAAUUUGACAAAAUUAUAGAUUAUAAUUAUAGAUACAUACGAUAUUAUAUAUUCGUUUUGUGAAAGUACACUAUCAAGUACACGAUUCGUUUGUUUUUGUUUAAAAAUGGGAAUUUAUGCGAGGUACAAACUGCGGUAGAAAACUGUAAAUGAAUGAUAGUUACGUAUAAUUUUGACUUUAUAUUGUAUAAAGUCUUGAAACUUUAUAUUAUAAAAAUUAUAAAAUAGUGAUAUAAUAACAAUGUUUUCACCAUUCAUAAAAAUAUGUAUCAUAGUGUCUAUGUUUAUGCUAAAAUCAGGUAAAUUUAAGAUAUUGUAUCUUUGAC
Osmia lignaria (orchard mason bee) is the source of this 4065-nucleotide messenger RNA. RefSeq lists its product as uncharacterized. Gene Ontology annotation, biological process: regulation of transcription by RNA polymerase II. Gene Ontology annotation, molecular function: DNA-binding transcription factor activity; RNA polymerase II cis-regulatory region sequence-specific DNA binding. The record is from RefSeq and is a predicted model, not a curated record. Lineage: Eukaryota; Metazoa; Arthropoda; Insecta; Hymenoptera; Megachilidae.